AUGAGCAACCCAUUUGCCGACGGUCGCGAGUGCGACGAAUUAGCAUUAUCAUAUUCCACGCUGACCUCAAACCCGUGCCAAAUUGGCUUUGAAUUGACUGAGCUCGAAUGCGCCGGCGCGGCUGAUCUUGGCGGGAUGCAGGGCGGCGGCGCGCCCGCCGCGGACGCCGACCAGGCUCAGUUCGAGGCGGACAAGCGCGCUGUGUACAAACAUCCCCUUUUCCCCCUGCUCGCGUUGCUGCUGGAGAGAUGCGAGCAGGCGACGGCAGGGGCAGAGCCCCCGGCCGCGGACGCCUUCGGUGCCGAUCUUCAGGCGUUCGUGCAGCACCAGCGCCGCGACAGGCGGCCCUUCCUCGUCGACGACCCCGAGAUAGACGGCCUCAUGAUUAAAAGUAUACAGGUGCUCAGGAUCCACCUGCUGGAGCUGGAGAAGGUGCAGGAGCUGUGCCGGGACUUCUGCGGCCGCUACAUCGCCUGCCUCAAGACCAAGAUGCAGAGCGAGAACCUGCUGCGGACGGACUACGCGGCCGGUGGCAUAGAGAGCAACAACAACCUGUCUGGCACCAUGGACGACCACUCGAGCACAUCCAACUCGCCCCAGUAUCAGGUACCAAAAUCGCCGCCGGCGCCGCUCCCCGCGCCCUCCUACCCGCCCUCGUUCCCCCCGCACGCCGCGGACCUCCACUACCCGCCGCCGCACCGCGACCCCGCGUCCAUGGUGAUCCAGGGUUCGACGCCGAUCAGCCAAAUCGGGGCCGGGUUGAUCACGGCGGAUAACUUCACAGGCACCAACUCGAGCACGUCGAACGUGUCUGGCGUGUCGACCCAGUCCUGCUCCUCCGUGUCGGGCUCCCCCCCGCCCGACGAGGAGGAGGAGGGCGGCAAGAGGGGCGUGCUGCCGCGCCACGCCACGCAGGCGAUGCGCGCCUGGCUCUUCCAGCACCUGGUGCACCCGUACCCCACGGAGGAGGAGAAGCGCAGCCUGGCCGCGCAGACGCGCCUCACCCUGCUGCAGGUGAACAACUGGUUCAUCAACGCGCGCCGCCGCAUCCUGCAGCCGAUGCUCGAGUGCGCCGACAAGCCCGGGGGUAAGAAAAGUAAAAACGGCUCGUCGAUAAGCAAGAGGUACUGGCCGGACGCGCUCACCAACCCACAAUUCACCGCCGGGUUGCUCUCCUCGUCGGAGGACGAGGAGCAGGACGGAGAGCAGUCCGGGGAGGAGCAGGAGGCCCAGGGCGAGGAGUCCAACGACCACCCCAACUACCCCCCCAUCCAGCAGCCUAUGCAC
Molecule: messenger RNA, 1287 nt
Organism: Iphiclides podalirius (scarce swallowtail)
Lineage: Eukaryota; Metazoa; Arthropoda; Insecta; Lepidoptera; Papilionidae
Source: the annotation of a GenBank genome assembly